Molecule: messenger RNA, 3691 nt
Organism: Struthio camelus australis
Lineage: Eukaryota; Metazoa; Chordata; Aves; Struthioniformes; Struthionidae
Source: RefSeq, a predicted model, not a curated record
AUGUUAGAGGACAUUGACUCUCUUUACUCAUUGAUCGAUCACUUCGGAUUUGAUGAAAAUCUUACAUUCCAGCAGCGGUAUCUAAUAGCAGAUCAACACUGGAAGAAAGACAAUGGACCAAUACUAUUUUAUACCGGCAAUGAAGGAGACAUCACCUGGUUCUGCAAUAACACAGGUUUUAUGUGGGAUGUGGCUGAAGAACUUAAUGCCAUGUUAGUAUUUGCUGAACAUAGAUAUUAUGGAGAAUCUUUGCCCUUUGGAAAUGAGUCUUUUAGUGAUUCUGAGCAUCUGAAUUACCUGACAUCAGAACAAGCUCUGGCAGACUUUGCGGUACUGAUUGAGUACUUAAAGGAGAACAUUGUAGGAGCCCGUUAUAGUCCUGUCAUCGCUAUUGGGGGCUCUUAUGGAGGAAUGCUUGCGGCCUGGUUUAGGAUGAAGUACCCCCACGUGGUAGUUGGAGCUCUGGCAGCCUCUGCCCCAAUCUGGCAGUUUGGUAAUUUGGUUCCUUGUGGCACUUACUUCAGUAUAGUGACUAAUGAUUUCAAAAAGAGUGGGAAGGGCUGCUCAGAAAGCAUCCGAAAUUCCUGGAAUGCCAUUAACCAUCUUUCCUCAACAGAUGCAGGUUUACAGUGGCUUUCCAGCACAUUUCACUUGUGCAGCCCAUUAAAAAAUCUUCAGGAUGCUGCUAUCUUGAAAAGCUGGCUGAGUGAAACAUGGGUAAACUUGGCUAUGGUGAACUAUCCCUACAAAGCUGAUUUUUUACAGCCUUUGCCUGCUUGGCCUAUACAGGUAGUCUGCAAGUUCAUGACGGAUCCCAGUCUUCCGGACAAACCGUUGCUACAGAAUGUCUUCCAGGCAGUAAAUGUCUACUACAACUACUCAGGAGAAGCCUCAUGCUUUGACUUGUCUCAGACUGCAACAAAGAACCUGGGCCAGAUGGGUUGGUACUAUCAGGCUUGCACUGAGAUGGUGAUGCCCAUGUGCACAGAUGGUGUCAAUGACAUGUUUGAGCCUCAGAAGUGGGACUUUGAUGCACUUUCAGAGGAGUGUUUCAGACUGUGGGGAGUGAGGCCUCGCCCCUCUUGGAUUCUUUCUAUGUAUGGAGGGAAAAACAUCAGUUCACACAGCAACAUCAUCUUCAGCAACGGUGGCCUGGAUCCGUGGUCUGCAGGGGGAGUGACCCAGAACAUCACUGAUUCCCUCAUAGCAAUUGUGAUCCCAGAUGGAGCUCAUCACCUGGACCUACGCAGCCGCAACCCUUGUGACCCCAAAUCUGUGCAGCAAGCUCGGGCCUUGGAAAUUCAUUACAUGAAGCAGUGGAUUGAAAAGGCCAGGCAUAACCACUGAAGUGGUACUGAAACCACUAUGGCCAUUAUACCUCCAUUGGCUUUGCUGGGAGAAGGGCUAGGCCUUAUCACACUGUUGUCUGAAUGUUUCACUCUUGCUCCCUCACCUCCUUUACAGCGCUAGCCACCGAUGCUUAUGCCCAGAAGAGGAGAGGGUGAUAGAUGGAGAGCAUUCUCCAGUAACCAGCUUUGGUUAAUAAAGCGCAUGGAUUGAGCUGCCUGCUCUGCCUUGCUUUCCUGUUCUGCUAUUCUCAAAUGCUGCACCUUAUGGUAGAGUUCCUGUUCUAGACGUUAAUGCCUUCCUGGCUGCGUUAGAUUAUUGUCUUGGGUGCUGGUAGAGUGUAUACAUGGAUUAAAUAGCGGUCCUGUUAAUUGUGAUGGCUCCUGCUGCCUUCAGUGGGAUUGAAUUUCUGACAUCCUCAGCUGGAAUACCCUGUCAUGGCAGGGGUAUGGAGCGAAUGAGGGAACAAAAAUCACAUCUCUGAUGUUUGCUGGAGAGGUAAGGAAGGGAAGGGGGAAUUGGCUGUGCAGUUUAUAUAAACAAAAACAACUCCUCCUCCCCACCUAAACAGCCCCUACCCUUAGGAAUCAAUGCUGGAAAACAAGUAAAUAUCUUUUCCCUUAGUUUUCUGGCAGCUUAUUAAUCAAAGCUGCCUUAAGUGGUUUUUACAUUCUACUCUGUACUGAAUGAUGAGGGCUGGUCCCUAACUCUCUGCUGAUAGCUUGCUGAGCAUGCAUAAUUUAUACCAGGGUUUUAUUUCUUCUGUUGUUGUUUGUCCUAACCCUAGAGUAUCUGGCACUGUGAUAACAGUAGCCAAAAAAAAAAACAACCCUCUGGCUAUAUUUCAUGUGUGUGUGUCCUGCACAAACACUUACUUUUUCAAAUCAGGAAGCUUUCUCAGCUAUUUUCUUGAUGAGCAAAUGUGACACUUGUGUUGGCUAGAGCUUAUGAAGAGACAAAUAAUAGGAGCUGUGCCUUGUGUGGGGUCCCCCCCCAUUCUGUGUAUUGUUGCAAUUCUGCAUGAUCUGUUUGCUGAUAGCUCUUUAAUAAAAGCCUUUAAAAAAAAUGUUUACAGGACAAACUAUUCAAAACACAGAAUGCAGCUAUCCUCUUGGAUCAGCCUAAAGCAUGAUGCUGAGCUCAACAAGCCAGGUGCACUAAGGCUUUCUGUAAAGCUUCCAAAACUGACAAACUGCCGUGAUUCAUGAGACGGCAUAUUUGAUGUUAAUAAAUGGCUGGGGCAGUCCCCUCGUUUUGCAGCUUUGGCUUCAUUCACACUGAAACCUUUCUUCAGAAAGGAUUCUUUGCAGUUUUAAGGACAAUUCCAUUUCAGAAAGAUGUGGGCAAGGCUUGCUGGGCUGAGGCUCUUAAAACUCCAGUUCUAUUGAAAAGUUUCUCAGCUUUGAUGAUAUGCCUGAUAGUUGAGUAUUUUCCUAAGACACCAGGUGGCCUUUGUUUUCAGUGUCCUCCCAUUCUCUGAGAACAAGAUAUACGUAACACUGAAAUUUUAUCUUUUAAUAAACUCCUGUGAAUCCUCUCUUCUUUCCGAUAGUUACUGGCAUCUUCCUGUCUUGCUCUAAUGUUGUAGAAACAGUUGUGUUAAACAAGGCAUUUAUAUGCAGAUUCAGCACUGUGAACCUCUCCUGCUCUGUCUUGAGCAAGGUUAUUACUUCAGAGAAUAUAGAGAGCAAGACCAGAAAGAAUCAUAGGGGAAAAAUAAAGAACUAGUUAGAACUUGCCUAAAACCUUUUGAUUGAAUGUUGUUGUCAGUCCUUUUCCAUUAGGUCUGUUUCUUCUGGUACUGUGAUGUAAAUAUACUCUAAUUUCUUGCUCAUGUACUUUAUAAUGACAUAAGGGCCCCCCCCUUUUUUUUUUUUUUAAAUCAAAAAAAAGAAUGUCUUCUAAUCGCCUGAGUUACAAGUCAAUUUAAAAAAAAAAACCGUUGUAUCUUCUUAAGCAUUAAUUACUUUAUAGUAAUGUCCUAUUUUACUGAAAGGUAAGCAAUGGAAUUUGCAAGUGUAAACAUAAAUCACUGGGAUCACAAAUGGAUUGCAACCGAACAAGCAAGAGCCUGGUCCAGCUCUCACUAAACGCAUAGUGUUCUGAGUGCAAGUUCUUGGAAUAAAUACUGUAAUGCUAUAUGGAGAUGGAUAUGGAGAAAUUCAUGCAGUGGGCUGGUAUAACGUAAUCGCCUUAUGUCCCCUCCUCCUAUCUCCUUACUAGUUAACUUUCUCUCUCAGGAAACAACUUGUUUGUUGUUUGGAAAACGCUGUUAGUUUCAAGGAAAGUAAUUUAAACUUGCAUUCCUUUUUUCUUUCCCCUUUAUUUUUUCCUCUCCUUUUAU